AAUAUAGAGGUUUCCUAGGUCAUUCCGGAAAAAGAAAAUUGUAUCCAUCAUUUCUUGACAACGUUAGUCUUAACUUCUCACGAAACACCACAAAAUUAAAAAUAUUUGAAUACAUUUAAAAUUAUAAAAUAUUUUCUUAAUUUUAUGUGAAUAUAAACAAAUUAAAAUCAUUGGCACAGCUGAUCAUGGAUCAAAUACCACAGGUUCACAGAUUCCCAGACCCAAAUCGCCCCACGUGACAGCCAGCACCUUUUCCUUGUGAAUUUAUCUCAUCUUUUUCAUCUGUGUGAAGUUGUUAAACUCAUCCCUCUUCUCACUUUUCUGAAAAAAUCAGAUACAACAACAAUGACGAUCGUUGAAGGGGCCUCCAAAUCCGAUUCGCACUUCAUUUUCACAUACGGAACCCUAAAGCGCGGAUUCCCAAACCAUCGCCUGAUGGAAAAUCUAAUCAGCGGCGGCGACGUCGUCUUCAUCGGUGAGUACACGACGGUAGAGACCUUCCCACUCUGUUGCGGGCCCUACGGAAUCCCGUACCUGAUCAACAUCACCGGAUCUGGUCACCGGAUUCGGGGCGAGCUCUACAAGGUGAAUAACAGUGGGCUAGGACCACUGGAUGAUUUGGAAGGGAUCGAGAUAGGUCACUACGAGAGGCUGCCGGUGACCGUCGUUGGUGACGGCGGUGAGACGGUGAUGGCGGAGGCGUAUUUCGCACAUAGGAGCUUUGGGGAAGGGAUGUGGAAGAGGUGUGGAGAAGUAGGGAUUGAGGAGUUUAGUAUGGAAGUAGGGAAGAAAUAUGAGAGGAAAGAAAAAAGGCCUUCCAAUCACGAUUUUCUUCAAGAUAUCAGAAAUUUUAUCUCCAAUGGUGAUUGAGAUUGUGAUUUUCUUUUUUUUAUAUCAUUGUGACUGGUGCUAUCAUUUCUAUUGCAAAAAUGUUUUAAAUAAUUUCUUACUAUUUUAUUAUUCGAUUUUAGUAUUAUCUAA
Messenger RNA from Solanum tuberosum (potato), 981 nucleotides. RefSeq names its product putative gamma-glutamylcyclotransferase At3g02910. The transcript has a single exon. The coding region runs from base 346 to 870 and encodes 174 amino acids. NCBI's taxonomy places the organism in Eukaryota, Viridiplantae, Streptophyta, Magnoliopsida, Solanales, Solanaceae. The record is from RefSeq and is a predicted model, not a curated record. Gene Ontology annotation, molecular function: gamma-glutamylaminecyclotransferase activity. Gene Ontology annotation, cellular component: cytosol.